Schistosoma margrebowiei is the source of this 2592-nucleotide messenger RNA. Lineage: Eukaryota; Metazoa; Platyhelminthes; Trematoda; Strigeidida; Schistosomatidae. The record is from the annotation of a GenBank genome assembly.
AUGAUGGAAAUAUACAAUGAACAAAUUCGUGAUUUGUUAACAAGAGAUAAAUCAUCUCAAACGAAUUUACAAAUUAGACAAUCACCAGCUCAAGGAUUCUAUGUGCAAGGUUUAACGCAGGUACCAGUUGGAUCGUAUAGUGAAAUUGAACAAAGAAUGAAUCAGGGUACUGCGCGUAGAACUGUAGCGGCAACAAAUAUGAAUGAAACUAGUAGCAGAGCUCAUACUAUAAUUACAAUAACAUUUGAUCAACUCAUUGGUUCUGAAGAGUCUAAAAUAUCAAGAAAGCGUUCAGUAAUAAAUUUAGUUGAUCUAGCAGGUUCUGAAAGAGCCGAAAGCACAGGAGCGACUGGAGACCGCUUAAAAGAAGGUGCAAAAAUCAAUCGAUCAUUAUCAGCAUUGGGUAAUGUCAUAUCCGCAUUAGCUGAAAAUAAAAAAGUCAUUCCUUAUCGGGAUUCAAUACUUACUAAACUACUACAAAACGCUUUAGGUGGGAAUAGUAUCUUAUUAUUUUAUUAUAUUGUUUUGUUUGUAAACACACGUUUAAAACAAUUUAGUAAAACCGUUAUGAUUGCAGCAAUAUCGCCAGCAGACAUUAAUUACGAUGAAACGUUAUCCACGUUACGUUAUGCAGAUCGAGCGAAACAAAUUAAAAAUACAGUCUUAAUUAAUGAAGAUCCAAUGGAAUCACUAAUUCGUGAAUUAAAAGCGGAAAAUGAACGUCUAAAGAAAGCCUUGAACUCUACUGAACUACCUUCAUCAGUGGUCGUAAAAGGUCUUACACCAAAAGAAAUAGAAGAUCUUAAAAACCAAAUGAGAAAAGAAAUGAUGGAACAGAUGGAAACUAAUCUGGCUACAAUCGAAGCUCAGAAUCAAGCUGCAUUUGAUGAGAAAUUGAGACAAGCUCGAUUAGAAAUAACUCAGCAAACAGUUGAACUUCCUAAGAAAUCAGGUGACUCACGUAUUUCGUCAAAAUCAAAACCAUACUUAUCAAAUCUGAAUGAGGACCCACAACUGUCUGGAAUUAUUAUUCACGUUUUAUCUCAUAAACAAACAGGAAUCGGACGUGAACCACCAAGUGAAUCGCAAUCUAACGAAAAAUCUAAAAUAUUUUGGAUUCAAAUGAAAGGUUUAUGUAUGGUUGAUGAACAUGCUUUAUUAAUAAGACAUGGAAAGACUGGUGCAGAAGUAGAACUACGUGCUUUACCCAAUGCUGUUCGAAUGACAAAAGUAAAUGGUGUUACCGUGAAGAACUCUGUUACACUUCAUCAUAAGGAUCGCAUAUUAUUUGGCUCACAUCAACUAUACAUAUUCCAUAAUCCAUUAUCAAAAGAAUUUGCUGAUGAGUCAAAAUCUGGUAUGGAACCAGAAACAAUUGACUGGGAAUUCGCACAACGUGAAUUAGCUCAAGCUACAGGUUUCGAACAGUUUAGCAAUAAACCUAGAAAGAAGGAAGAAGCAAUACUGCAGCAACAAUUACUUGAGCUAUUACCAAUGGUAAAUGAAGUUAACGCUAUAGCAGAUGAAUUGAAUAAACAAAGAACAUUUGAAGUGAUUUUACUGCCACCAACUGCACAAGCUUUAAAAUACGGUGAAUCAAAGCGUACAAAAGUUAUGGUUCGCAUGAUUUGUACGAAUACAGGUCAAAUGUGCUUGUGGGAAAGAGAAAAAUUCAUGACCAGAAGAUUUUUAAUGCAGGAUAUGUAUCAAAAAAGUUUGAGUAAACAACUAGAGGAUUAUUUACAAGAAUCUGAUCCAUUUUGGGAACCAUUAGAAGAUUUAUUUAUUGGUAUAGCACCAGCGUUUCUUCGCGCAUUAGCUUAUCGACUUGAUGUGGAUGAAGAAUUAAAAAUUAUGGAUUUUAUUGGUGAUGAGUUGGGAACUAUUAAUAUAAAAUUGAUACCUUGUUCAGCGUCUAAUUCAAAGUCUGCGGUACCAUCAAAUAAUGCCUCUUCUAACAAAAAGGAUGACGUAACGUUUAUCGAAGAUCCUAGAGAAUUAAUUGGGAAGCCUUACAGUUUCAAGAUAAUAUUAGGUUCGCUGAAUUUAUAUGACUCAGAACAGAAUAAACACAAAUAUACAGUGUAUUACCGUAUAUUUAAAGAAUCGGAAUUAACAGCAGCCAAGAUGGAAUCUAAUAAAUUACAUACACGUUUAUAUUCAAUAGAUCAAAUUACACAUGAACAUUUAGACUAUUUUCAUUCAGAAUUUAUAUGUUUCAUGAUUUAUCGUUCACAAUUUGAAAAAGAUGUUAAAAAAACGUUCGAUGUUUAUUCACCUGCACCGUUACUUUCAAGACGUUAUUCUCGCCUAUCUGUCGAAGAAUUGGAUGAUAUCAGUAAAUUAAAAACAGAGUUAACUAUUUUACAGAGAGGAUUGGAUUCAUUUUCGAAAAAAGAUAAACAACUAGAUAAACUGUAUAAAUCUUGGGCUAACAAAUCUUCAUCAGCUGAUAAUUUCAAAUUAUUAUUAGAGGAUGUUCACAAACUAGUUAACAUGAAAAUUCCUUCCAUUAAUCUAUCAACUGCAUUAGAAAAGAAAACUGUAAGCUUUUUGUGCUCAUUUGUUAUGAAAACCAGAACGAUUAAUUAA